GCUUUUCAAUAUUUCAAACAAAGGAAGAGAAAAUCGGGUUGAGAGUGAAACCAGAAUGAUUGAAGAACGGCAAGGCGGAGCUCCCCACGGUGUUUUACUGGCGGUGGUCGUCGCCAUCGUCAUCGUUGGUCCCUUCCUCCUCGGCGACGGGGAGGCUCUUACCGAAGCCAUUUCCGACCUCCUCAGCCCGUUCGGCCUCCUCCUCCUUCCCAUCCUCCUCCUUCUCGCCAUCCAGUUCCUCUCCUCCGAUCGCGGCUCCUUCGUCUCCGCCAUCUUCUCCUCCGGCGAGCCUGACUCCAUCCACCGAGUCACUGGUUCCCCCGUCGGCGUCGCUCUCUUCCUCGUCCUCAUUCUCUUCCUCCUCUACAAUCGGAUUUCGAUCUUCGGCGGCGAUGAUGAUUCCGGCGACUGAACUCAGUACUUAGAUCUGUAUUUUCUAGGGUUUUAUUAUCAUUUAAAUUUCGUUUUGCCUGAGAUGUUUCUGUGUACUGUGUAAAGCUUGAUGAACACUCUGUAAUUUACAUGAAUGCCCCUGAGAGGCAGGGCUCUGUGACUGGUGGGAUGAAAUAUUGAAAUGUCGAAAUUGCCCUUCAUGGCUUCUUGCUUUUGUUGCU
Messenger RNA from Cucurbita pepo subsp. pepo (vegetable marrow), 614 nucleotides. The record is from RefSeq and is a predicted model, not a curated record. Lineage: Eukaryota; Viridiplantae; Streptophyta; Magnoliopsida; Cucurbitales; Cucurbitaceae.